Messenger RNA from Echinostoma caproni, 828 nucleotides. Lineage: Eukaryota; Metazoa; Platyhelminthes; Trematoda; Plagiorchiida; Echinostomatidae. The record is from the annotation of a GenBank genome assembly.
AUGCCGAAAAUUGGUGAACCGUCCACAUCGAAAGGAGAAGAAAAGGCUGACACCAAUUCGGUGCUCCUUCAGGCACUGUCGGCCUUACGCUUGGUGAUGGAAAACGUGGCCGCGCAGCAGAUCCCGGUGCCUCCGAAAUUCCACAUCGGCGAUGAUUAUGACUGGUGGAAAUCACAACUCCGGCGAUACUUGCUCUCUCGCCGGCGAAAAACGCAAGAUCGAGAUGCCUUCCGCUAUUGUACACAACGAACUGAUGAAACGGCUCAACGAUUCGCAGCAGAACCACGGAAAUUAGCUGCGCUGGCAUUCCUCGAAUGUGAGGCUGCAUUUCGAGAACUGAUGCUUCUGUAUCAAUUUGCCGACGGCGUACGUUCAGCAGCUGUCCAGAACUCGUUCGUCGAACGGCCACCCGAAUCGUUAAAAGAAGCUGUUACUCGUGCCGCCUUGCUGGAAGAACCACGCGUGGCUACCGAUGCCCCGCCCAACCUGAACGCCCCAACCAAUUCGCCGCCCGACUGCAGCCAACGACCUAGACAAUACGUUGGACGCCGACGUCAGCCGCGAGAUCGACGUGGACGGCCCUGGGUUGCUCGGGAGAAUGCAGAAGACCCCAGUUCAAUUGAGUCACACCAAGAUGCUUAUUUCCCCUUUGUCUGUUCCAUGCCACUGAUCACAUUACCUACAAUCAUAGGAAGUAUUAACGGUGAUAAUGGUAGAAUGUUGGUGGAUACGGAGUUAGCAGUAACCUUAGUCCGAGACGCCCCUACAUUCCCCAGCAACGCACACCACCAGGACGGUAACUCUGGGCAGCGAACAACACAAGGAUAG